Molecule: messenger RNA, 2364 nt
Organism: Eublepharis macularius
Lineage: Eukaryota; Metazoa; Chordata; Lepidosauria; Squamata; Eublepharidae
Gene: LRRN4
Product: leucine rich repeat neuronal 4
Exons: 5
Coding region: 37-2364 (775 amino acids)
Molecular function (GO): protein binding
Source: RefSeq, a predicted model, not a curated record
UUUAUUUUUAGGUGGGAGCUACUUCAAAGGGCAGCCAUGUUCUUCCUCCUGGCCUGCUUAUUCCUGCUCGUAAAGGAAACGCCAGCCAGGCCCACAGAGAAGACGUAUCUUGCAACUCAGGAAAACCUGAAUACGCUUUUCCAGUUGGUCAUGCAGCAGAAGCCUCAGGAGGAAAACGGCAGCCUCUCCAGCAACAUAUCCUGUGUGGAACUGAGUGAUCAGAGGUCAACAACUGUCUUGCACCUGAGAAACAAAAACCUGACGUCUUUCUCUUCAUGCUUUCCUGAGCUUCUGGAACACCUGGAUCUAAGCGGCAACCUCUUGCCUGAAUUCAACGGCCAGGAUGCGGCCUACUUGCCUCAGCUGCAGAGCCUUUCCUUGAGACAGAAUAAGAUCGAACGAGUGACGUGGGGAGCUGGAAGCCUGGGCAGACUGCAGUUCCUGGAUCUGAGCUUCAACUUGCUGUCAUCCGUGCCAGCCUGCAAUGCCUCCUCUUUGGGAGACCUCAAGGAGCUCUCUCUUGCCGGGAAUCCAAUUGCAGAAAUCCAAGCCUUCGCGUUCUCCUGCUAUCCUCAACUGCAGUUCCUGAAUCUCUCUUCCACUCCGCUGGGACGAGGUGGCAACGGUGGGAUUCAGGAAUCUGCCUUUGCAGUGAGCCUGUUGCAAGGAGACACUGCAGAGAUGGUGGGAAAUUCUCUCCGUACACUCGACCUCAGUGCAACUUUCCUGGAGAGAAUUCGUCAAGAGUGGCUCAGGUACCUGCCCAGACUGACAUCCCUCCAUCUGACAAAAAUGAGCCGCCUCCGAAGCCUCGACGCGGCUGUCUUUGUGUACACACCAGAGCUGAAAGAACUGAACUGCCAAGAUUCCUAUGUCCUCAGCCAGGUGAAAACGGAGUCCUUCAGCCAGACCCCCAAAGUGGCUUUUCUCAUGUUCCAAAACUGUAACCUGAGCUCCUUAAAUCCGUGGAAUCUUAGCUCAUCGGACAAUCUGGUCAUCAGCCUCUAUGGAAACCCUCUGGUGUGCCAUUGUGAAAUGUCCUGGCUGCUCUCUGAGCCCAAAAGAAUAGUUCUGCAGAGGCCAUCGGAAACUAUUUGCUACAUGCCUCCAGAAGACAACGUAGCAUCUGGAUCCAUGUCCCUGUCAAAGCUCUACGAUGAGUGCCAAUCCAGAAAAACCCCAGAUUCAACUCAGCAACUCACACAAAGCAAACUUUACAGCACACCUUCUAGUUUCACCACAAAAAUACUGCCAGACGCUGUUACAUUUCCCCAAGAAUGGGACAGCAGUUCUGUUGCCCCCCAGAGCAUUACGUUGACUUGGGGCGACGUAGCAAAGCAGGAUUCAACCCAGGCAGACAUGCUGGCCUACAAAGAAGGAACAGCGUCUAAAAUUACGGAUAGUCCACCUACAAUGGCAGCUCUGACCUCUGCUUCAGUAAUUCAGGAAAAGACUUCUACUGGGCAGACUGUCGGGGACACAACAGAAAUGUCUCCAAGGAGUCAUGAGUCCACAACAGCAGAUUCUCUUGUCCGCCCAGAAGGAACAUUGUACUACUCUUCUCUGAGCAGUCCUACAACUGCACCAAUCAGAACAGAUUCUUCACCCGUCCCCAGUGGUUUGUUUGUCCCGCAAAACACAGUAAGUUCAGCUCCAACCAAACCACUGUUGCCAAGCCCCACCAAGACACCCGCUCUUCCAACCCCUGCAUCCACCAACAUUCCGAUAUAUUACGUAGAUCAUUAUGAUUAUGAAGACCAUCAAGAGGAAUCCGAGGUCCAGACGAUUGGCCCGUGUGCCUAUGAUCCUUGCAGACACCUCCAGAAGCCAUGCUCAGAACUCCAAGAGUUGUCUCCUUGCUUGUGCCCAGGGAUAUCUGAUGAUUUCACCAUCCCAGAACCACCGAGUCUCCGUGAAGUGUCUGAAAUAAGGGACACAUCGGCAGAAAUCCACUGGUGUGCCCCAAGUUCGUAUGUGAGAUUCUACCAGCUUGCCUACCGCCUUAAAGGGAGCUUGAAUAAUGACACCGUUUCUGGAGAGAUUUAUCCCACAGCCAGGGAGUACACCUUGUACAACCUCCGACCUAGUUCAAACUACCAGGUAUGCAUAAUUGCUUCCAACAAAGCAGGGUCAAGCCAGACCACAGGGUGGAAUGGGCACGAUGGACCAUGCGGUGCCUUUACUACCAAGUCCAACUACAAAUCCAGCUUUGCCGUCUUGAGUGCGGUAAGCGGACUCCUGCUAAUUGCUACUAUCCUCAUGUCGGGAUGCCUCUGCAAGAAACACAAAGCACCUUAUGCUGAGCAGUAUAACACACAUCUAGUUUCUUAUAAAAACCCCGCAUUUGAUAAUUCCUCAAAAUAG